Morus notabilis is the source of this 2488-nucleotide messenger RNA. Its product is annotated as protein SIEVE ELEMENT OCCLUSION B. The transcript is spliced from 7 exons. The record is from RefSeq and is a predicted model, not a curated record. The coding region runs from base 59 to 2302 and encodes 747 amino acids. Gene Ontology annotation, biological process: phloem development. Lineage: Eukaryota; Viridiplantae; Streptophyta; Magnoliopsida; Rosales; Moraceae.
AUCCCAUUUCCCUAGAGCCUAAGAGUGUAAAGUGUCAACCAAAAAUAUAGAUACCAAGAUGUCUGGCAUUAUAGCACCGGGACAGAAGCUGGGGGCCAUUGGCACUCCAGUGCAGCCCAAACCGGAGCAACAAAGCUUGGUAACUCGUGUUCUCGGAGGAGGAGAUGCACGGCGUUUUGGCGGUGGCGGUACUCGUCAUAUCGGAGAAGGCCGUGGGAACCGUGCUCUUGGGGAUGAGGGUGAGUUGGGGAGGAAAAUUCUCGCCACUCAUCACGAAGCUGAGGAGCGCAUUCAGGUCAGGCCUAUUCUUCAAGUCAUCGACGUCAUCUUCCAGCGCGCAGCUGCUGACCUCCCCGGACUCGUUCAGGGUGCGCUAACACAAACGGACAAUGCUGCGGCCGAUGAUAAGGCCCUGCGCUCUGCUGUUGCUCUCCAGGACAUAAUUGAACUUCCAACAAGAAUUAUCAGUCAAAUUUCCUGUGAGGUGUGUUGCAAAACCGCGUCUGGAGUUGAUGUACACACGAUUGUGAUGGAGAUAUUGCAGAUAAUCAAGCACUACAACUGGGACUCAAAGGUGGCGCUGGCCUUGGUGUCUUUUGCGGUGAUCUUCGGCGAGUUUCGGCUGGCCAUUCAGCUUUACUCCACCAACUCGCUCGCCAAGGCGGUCGCGCUGCUCAAGCAACUGCCGGAGGUGUUGGAGCAUAUCGGGGCUCUGAAGACGAAACUCGACGCGCUCUUUGAUCUUAUCGCUGAAAUUCUUGACGUCACACAGAAAAUCGUCGAGUUUUACGAGCUUCCCCGGAACGAAUACUUCACUGCCGAAUCCCCUGAAUUGGUGGCUGCUAGUUCUCACAUCCCGACUGCUGUUUACUGGACCAUUCGGAGCAUAGUGGUUUCCGCAACACAAAUCUUGGCCCUCACUGGCAUGGGCAUUGAGUACUUAACAGAGCCAUGGGAGCUAUCAUCAUUGGCACAUAAGCUCAACAACAUUAAAGGGCACCUUAUGGACAUUAUCCAACGUUGUCAUAAAUUCAUUGAGAGGAAGAGGGACGAGGAAUUGCUUGAGGUCCUUAAACGGAUCUUCUCAGUUGUUCACAUUGAUAAUACAAAGCCUCUUGGUGCUCUAUUCCACUACAAGGAUGGCCAGCCAGCACUCUACGAUUGCUACAACAAGAAAAGGGUUUCCACUGAUGACUUGAGGAGGAAGGUUGUAGCUUUGUUCAUUACAAAUAUAGACCCGGAGCUACCGCGUGGACAAGAGUACGCAAUCUUGCAGCAAAUGUACCUUGAAAAGCGGCACAGCCCGACAAGGACGGAGAGUCAGUACGAGGUGGUUUGGGUCCCGGUUGUGGAUUUCUGGACUGAGGAAAAAUACAGGUUGUUUGAGACCCUUAGGGACCAAAUGGAAUGGCACUCAGUGCACCACCCUUCCGUCGUGUCCCCGGUGGUCAUUAGGUUCAUCAAAGAGAAGUGGAACUUCAACAAGAAGCCUAUGCUUGUGGUGAUAGACACACAAGGUAAAAUCGUGCACCACAACGCGAUCCACAUGAUGUGCAUUUGGGGAAGCUUGGCUCACCCUUUCACUACCAAUAAGGAGAAAUUGUUGUGGGACGAAAUGAGCUGGUCCCUUGAUCUUGUGGCCGAUAACCUUGAGCCAAGCAUGGGUACUUGGCUCCAAGAGGGAAAAUACAUUUGCCUAUAUGGAGGAGAAAACAUAGAGUGGAUCAGGAGUUUCACAAGGAUUGCAAAAGCCGUCGCAAGGGAAUCCGGGUUUGGUUUGGAGUUGAUUUACGUGGGAAGGAGGACGGCAAAGGAGAGAGUGACGAAGAAUAUUAUUGAAGUGAUUCAAAAGGAAGAUCUAAGCAAAACACUUGAGUGGGGCCUCAUCUGGAUCUUCUGGUUGAGGCUGGAGAGCAUGUGGCACUCCAAGGGGCAGCUAGCCAGGACUGGGAAUGAAAAGAAUGACCCCAUAAUGCAAGGCAUCAUUGCUAUGUUGAGCUUCGGUUCGGGCGAGCAAGGGUGGGCGUUGGUCAGCAGGGGAUUGACUGAGAUGGCUAAGGCUAAUGGGGAGCACAUGUCCAAGGCCUUGACCGAUCACAGCCGGUGGAAGCAUAGGGAGACUGAGAUCGGGUUCGUGGCUGCACUUGAUGAGUACCUCCGCCAAAUCCACCUCGAAGCGCCACACCACUGCACCAGCCUCUUGUUGCCUGCCACCGGGGCCAUGCCCGAGUCAGUGUCGUGCUCCGAGUGCGGCCGCCUCAUGGAGAGAUUCACCAUGUUCCGCUGCUGCCUCGAUUAUUGAGCUCGUAAUUUAACCGUGGGAUUGUUUUAAAGUACCGAGCCGAGUAUUGCUUUCCACUUUUUGCAGCCGCUGCUGCUGCUACUACUUACAAUGGUUUGCCAUGGGAAUAACGAAAACAGAGCCUUCAGGCUGUUUGUGUGUCGUUUCUUUAUUUGUAUUAAUGAGAAUAAGGAUCUGCCUUUCUUC